This is a messenger RNA of Megalobrama amblycephala (Wuchang bream), 1117 nucleotides long. RefSeq lists its product as uncharacterized. The record is from RefSeq and is a predicted model, not a curated record. Gene Ontology annotation, biological process: regulation of transcription by RNA polymerase II. The transcript is spliced from 3 exons. The coding region runs from base 83 to 1033 and encodes 316 amino acids. Gene Ontology annotation, cellular component: transcription regulator complex; nucleus. Lineage: Eukaryota; Metazoa; Chordata; Actinopteri; Cypriniformes; Xenocyprididae.
GUCCCAGAAUAGUUGAUUUACAGGUAGUCGAAGAAAAAAUGAAUAAACAGAAGAGAGAAACGCGGGCAAGCAAGUUACAACAAUGAAUGGUUACUUGGAUGAGCUGUUGUGCGAGGAAGUUAGAAAGUACCCGCAUUUGUACGACUCCAGCCUAAAAGACUAUAAAGAUGCGUUUAUUGGUUGUAACUCGUGGAGAGAGAUUUCCCAGGCGCUAGGAAAGGACGAAACAUUCUGUCGACAGAGGUGGAAAUAUCUUCGGGACAGAUAUGUAAAAGCUGCGAAGAUGAUAAAGGGUAAGAGCUGCGAAACGGGGGAAAAAAGACCAAUACCACGGAUUGUGGUUCUGCUCGACUGGCUGUCGAAAUUCAUCAAACAUUGCAACGGUGAAAAAUUGAACGAGUUUAGAUACUUGGAUGAGAGAUUGGUCGAGGAGGUUAAAAAGUACCCGCAUUUGUACGACUCCAGCCUAAAAGACUAUAAAGAUGCGUUUAUAGGCUGUAACUCGUGGAGAGAGAUUUCCCAGGCGAUAGGAAAAGACGAAAUAUUCUGUCGACAGAGGUGGAAAUAUCUUCGGGACAGAUAUGUCAAAGCUGCAAGGAUGAUGAAGAGAAGGAGUGACGAUGCUGGGGGUAAAAAAACACCCCCGAUUGUGGUUCUGCUCGACUGGCUCUCGAAGUUCAUCAAACACAGAGAGACAGACUCCAACGGUGAAAAACUGACCGAGUUCAGUUAUAGUUCUGACACUAUCGUCCCACUGAAGCUGGAGUGCAUGGCAUCGGACCUGUCUGACAAUGACAUGGAGCAGAAUCUGAAGAAGGAACAGUUCACACCGGUGCAAGAAACAGUUGUGGCCCGCAUAAGCAAUUAUGAUGAAGAGAGAUUGAUUGACGAUGAAGAUAUGUGUUUUGGGAAGAUGGUGGGGAGGACGCUGUCCAAAAUGACGACUAGGAACAAAGCCCAUGCCCGUUUGGAGAUCUCACAAGUGCUCUUCAAGUGGCAAAUGGUGGAGUGUGAUUCUGCAGCGCCCAAAUAAACUGUAGUCUACUCUUUCCCAUAUACAUAUGUAUAUAAAUAUACCAUAAGUUUCAUACUUUAAAAUAAAAUUUUAUAUAUCUUA